AGAGAGCUUGUGGUUAGGUCGAAGGUGAACACACCACACACACUUUUCUUCCCAUGCUGUAGUAGACUGACGCCGAGCUUUAUUUGGUUGCCUACAGGCGGCCCACUUUAAAAGCGCGAGGUUCCCCCUCAUCUCCAGGACAACCAGUAAACGCUACCGGAAUUUAUCGCCUUCACCAGUGGCACCAGGACGCACAGAGGAUCACUGAUCCUGCAAUCGAGCUGCCCUGAGUGAGAAUUUUUCAUCCUUCCUGAAAGGUUCACAUAGACUACCUCCACUGAGAUAAACUGGACUUCUCUUUGAACGCUUUCCUGUUUCCGUUUACGCGACGUCACGAGUUUAAAACACACCGGAGAAGAGUCGUGACAUGACGCGCAGAGCACCAGCUUCUGUCUGCGUGUAGAUGGGCAGCAGAGGGUGGACACUAACAUUUCGGAUUUUCUGCGAUGAGACAGCUUGAUCCGUGGUAAAGGAGCUCGCACUGACCAGAGAUGUUCACCUCAUUUUCUCUAAACGUCUCUUCUACUUCCCCGACUACUUCCCCGACUCUUUCCUCUGCGGAUCAGCUCUCAGCCAUAAUGAUUGCAUUAUCUUGUCUUGCGGUUUUUGUAGUGAUUGUUCUGCUGGGCUCUCUCAUCUAUCGUAAGGACCCUUUCUGCUGUAAAUCCCGGGCUUAUCAUGACUCACAUGCUGACUUGGAACCUUCCUCUCAACACUACAGCAGCAGGCAGACUUUGGUGAGCUCACCUUGCACUGAUUUACCCCAAACCUUUGAAAGCCUCAAUAACAUCAACCCGGAGUCAGGGCAGCUGUUCUACGUGGGCUUGUCCAGCACAUACUGCCUCCCACCUAUGGACUCGUCCCUGCCUCAUCUGCCCUCCUACGAGAGCGUGCGUAAGAAGGAUAGACAGCGGCAGAUUCACAUGAUGAUUGCAGACCGCUUUGGUCUGAAUGGACCUGCUCCAGCAGUGACAGAGGCUCCACCCACGUAUGAGGAAAGCGUUCGGCAAUCUCUUCAGUCACUUCAGAACUCAGACCCUAGCCCUACCCCUAUGCCUAUGCCUAUUCCUAUCCCUAUCCCUAUCCCCAAUUCUAACUUUAACACCAACCCUAACGCUAUAUCACCAAUGAGGCCACAAGACGUUCUCUCUCAGCCUGUGAAUCCCUUGCCUCAAUAUGAGGAACAAACUCACAAUACUACCUCACCAGAAUGUAAUAAUGACCCUCAACCUGAGGAAUCAGAUUAAUGAAGGAGACUUAUACUGUUCUAGCCUCUUCAGUUAUGCUGAUGGACAAUAAAAAACUGUUGAUGUUGGAACUGUUGAUGUUUCACUUGAAAAUUUCAAUUUUUGAUUAAACUGGUGCAACUCAGAGGCUGAAAAGGUGAAAAAGGAGAAGAGGAAGAAGAAGAAGAUGAAGGAUAGAAAGAAGUCUUUACAGCAACACAAACACAGAGCCGCAAGGAAAAUGUUACCAGUAUUCAGAAAAAACUAUUCAACUGGAGCUUUGUUUAUCAGUGACUCCUGACACGACGUCAGAGGAUUUGACUGCAGCUUAAAGCAAAAAUGAAACAGACGGACAAAUUACAAAGGACAACCAUGAUCCAGCCUUGACUAAGCUUUCUCAGGUAACUUUUAGAUAGUGAUUUGUUAGCGAGAGAGAUAAAUAAUUGAUAUUGUUUCUUUUUCAUUCUUUCCUUUGUAUAUUGUCUUAUUGCCUUUAUAUAUAUAUCAGUUUUUCCUGACCCCUUGUAACGGCGGUUGCCCCCCCCACUCCCCUGUGUUUUACACAGCAUGACUGAAACCAUGUAAAAUUAUUAUUAUGUCCAAGAAUGUUUUCGUUUUCUUUUUUUUCUUUUUUUGAGAACAUGUCAAACACGUUAUAGGGUUUGCAUAGCUUUGGAGCAGGAGUAAUAGUACGCAGAUCCAGAGUUGAAAGAGCUCCAUUGGCAUUACAGUUAAAGAAUAAGCUUGUCCGGGAAAACUGUCAUUGAAUGUAAAUCUAUUUAGGAAUUGAAAUAUAAUUGCUAAAUCAAUCAAUAAAUCAAUCAAACA
Molecule: messenger RNA, 2054 nt
Organism: Hemibagrus wyckioides
Lineage: Eukaryota; Metazoa; Chordata; Actinopteri; Siluriformes; Bagridae
Exons: 5
Coding region: 492-1247 (251 amino acids)
Source: RefSeq, a predicted model, not a curated record